Molecule: messenger RNA, 2205 nt
Organism: Phyllostomus discolor (pale spear-nosed bat)
Lineage: Eukaryota; Metazoa; Chordata; Mammalia; Chiroptera; Phyllostomidae
Gene: DPEP3
Product: dipeptidase 3
Exons: 10
Coding region: 410-1975 (521 amino acids)
Biological process (GO): proteolysis
Molecular function (GO): metallodipeptidase activity
Source: RefSeq, a predicted model, not a curated record
CAAAGUGGUUUCCCACAGAUACUGUUUUUAAAUUUCAUUUUUUUACACAUACAGGGAAUCUUUUUUCUGUCAAACAGAUCUACCGGUAAUUCACUCUUCUGAGGUGGGGCUUAGAAUUUCAUGGAAGAGUUGACCUGUGAGGCACAUCCCUGCAACUAAAAACUCCGCUUGUCUGAUUAUGGGUGAGAUUAGGGACACUCCUGAGCUCCAGUUCCCCCAAGGGCCCCUCCUUUAGUCAGUCUGUCCAUCUGGGCGAGGAGCGGGGCGGAGGGAUCCCGACAGGAUAGAGCCCACGAUGCGUCGCCAGAGGGCGCUCGCCGCGGAGGCCGGCCUGGCCCAUUAGGGUGCUCUCGGGUUGAGGGCAGGAGGGCCGUACCGCCCCCUGGCGGCCACGCAGUGCGACGGCGUUAUGGAGUCUUUCCAGUGUCUUGACUCUCCUCAGGACGCCAAGCCGCUGAGUCACCUAAAUCGACGGUCGGGACCCCAUUGUCGCACUCUGCCCGCCUGCCAGGACCCGCGCAGCAUGCAGCCCACCGGCCUCGAGUGUUCCCACGUGCUCGGCUGGCAGCAUCUGCUGCGCCUGCUGUUCUUGCUGUUUCUGCUGCCACAGCCAAUAACCCGCGCCCAGACCAAGCCGGUUGCAUUCAGCGCCCCAACAGCGCUGGGAACCAACAGCAACAUGACCACGUCUGGCGUCUCUAGUGUCCCAACCCCGCCAGGACCCCCUCGAGCCAGGAGACUGCAGGAGCGCUCACAGGCCUUGAUGCAGAACUUCCCACUAGUGGAUGGCCACAACCAUCUGCCCCAGAUCUUGAGAGAGCAUUUUCAGAACAGACUACAAAGUGUUAACCUGCGCAACUUCAGUCACAGCCAGACCAACCUGGACAAGCUUAGGGAUGGCCUCGUGGGAGCCCAGUUCUGGUCAGCCGACACCCCUUGCCAGACCCAGGACCAGGAUGCCGUGCGCCUCACGCUGGAGCAGAUCGAUCUCAUUCGUCGCAUGUGUGCUUCCUACACUGAACUGGAGCUUGUGACCUCAGCUGAAGGUCUGAACAGCACUCAGAAGCUGGCCUGCCUCAUUGGCGUGGAAGGUGGUCACUCACUGGACAGCAGUUUCUCUGUACUGCGGAGUUUUUAUCUGCUGGGAGUGCGCUACCUGACCCUCACCUUCACCUGCAGCACACCCUGGGCAGAGAGUUCUACCAAGUUUAAGCACCACUUCUACACCAACGUCAGUGGGUUGACAAGCUUUGGUGAGAAGGUGAUAGGGGAGAUGAACCGCCUGGGCAUGAUGGUGGACUUGUCCCAUGCGUCGGACACCUUGGCGCAACAAGUGCUGAAGGUGUCGAGGGCUCCUGUGAUCUUCUCCCAUUCAGCUGCCAGGGCUGUGUGUGACAAUUUGCUAAAUGUUCCCGAUGACAUCCUGCAUCUUCUGAAGGAGAAUGGUGGCAUUGUGAUGGUGACUCUGUCCAUGGGGAUUUUACAGUGUAAUCUGUUUGCUAAUGUGUCCACUGUGGCAGACCACUUCGACCACAUCAGGGCCGUCAUUGGAUCCAAGUUCAUUGGGAUUGGUGGAAGUUAUGAUGGGUCUGGCCGGUUCCCUCUGGAGCUAGAGGAUGUAUCCACAUACCCAAUUCUGAUAGAAGAGUUACUGAGUCGGGGCUGGAGUGAGGAAGAGCUUCAGGGUGUCCUUCGAGGAAACCUGCUGCGGGUCUUCAGACAAGUGGAGCAGGUGAGAGAUGAAAGCAGUGGUCAGAGCCCUGCAGAGGAUGAGUUUCCAGAUAGGCAGGAAGGCAGAUCCUGCCACUCCCAUCUCCUGUCUCAGUGUCAGCGUGAACACCCGGCCGCACACCUGGAGGUGACCAAGAGGCCAACCAGUCAUGUUCUCCAGAGACCCUCAAAAGCCUCCCCAUACCCUGUUCUAGCCUUCUUGGCUACUGCCACCUUCUCAGUCCUCAUCCUGUGGCUCUGGUGACCUGGUCACCUCAGAGGUCACCUUAGCAAAGUCGCACAAGGUCCCUCUCCUAGUUAACCGGGCACAAGCAUAUGCUAAGAAUAAAGAUUUGGGGCAUGAAACCAGGUGUGAGUGUCUUUUCUCUUUGAUGUGAGGGGGGUGAUGGGUGGGAUCCAGGAGGCUCUGGGGUGGCGAGGGGCCUUGUGGUCUAGCUCCAGCUGCUCAAGGUGAGUGGUUCCCACUGCCCCCCA